Molecule: messenger RNA, 696 nt
Organism: Vombatus ursinus (common wombat)
Lineage: Eukaryota; Metazoa; Chordata; Mammalia; Diprotodontia; Vombatidae
Product: beta-defensin 103A-like
Exons: 2
Coding region: 148-351 (67 amino acids)
Biological process (GO): cell chemotaxis; defense response to bacterium
Cellular component (GO): extracellular region
Molecular function (GO): CCR6 chemokine receptor binding; chemoattractant activity
Source: RefSeq, a predicted model, not a curated record
CCACACCUUAUAAUGACAGCUAGUGUGUCUGCCUGCCCAAUCUGUCCAGCACCAGCCUCAAUAAGACACAGGUGAGCUUUUUUCUCUCCUGUCUUAUCUUGGAAGCUUCACAGUGUCUUGGGUGGAAGCGCCAGUCAAACACCAACCAUGAGGAUCCAUUACCUGCUCUUUUUCCUUUUCUUCUUGUUCCUACUCCCUAUUCCAGGUGAAAGUGGGUUGCUGUCACGAAUAAGCAGCAUGAUCUGUAAAGUGAGGCAGGGCAAAUGCAGAGUGAUUGGAUGUACCAGCAAAGAAGAAAAGAUAGGGACCUGUUCACUUGGCCGCCGAAAAUGCUGCCGCAAGAAGAAAUGAGGGACCACACAGAGCUUCAAGGUGCAGGAAUCUUCAGCAAAAAAAGUGGUCAAGAGAAAUUUGUACAAUUUAAAUUCAUUAACAUCAUUUUGUUUAAGAAGGAAAAGUCUUGAACUCCUGUGACCAAGGCUAAUAGGUGGUUUGCUCUUUCCCACAGAGACACCAUAUUUGAAUUAAAUUGAAACCCCUUUCUUGGUAACUCAAUCACAUCCUACUUUAUACAGUAUUUAUUGAUAUGCCAUAUUUUGACUAUGAACUCGGCAGGUUUUCUGUAUUUUUCAUCUUUGUAUAUGGGCAUCCUGUGCAGAGUAGCAAUUAAUAAAAGUUUAUUGAAUUGUUAUUGAA